Molecule: messenger RNA, 2553 nt
Organism: Necator americanus (New World hookworm)
Lineage: Eukaryota; Metazoa; Nematoda; Chromadorea; Rhabditida; Ancylostomatidae
Exons: 21
Coding region: 1-2553 (850 amino acids)
Cellular component (GO): Cul2-RING ubiquitin ligase complex
Source: RefSeq, a predicted model, not a curated record
AUGACAGCGGGGGAAGACGUCGCAUUGGCGGCGCCGUCGUUGCGGGACCUGUCGGCGGGGGUCCUAUGCCAGAAAACUCAACUUCAGGAUGUUGUGCUGAAGAUGCAUCUGCCUCUGCCUGUCAGCCAUUCGUUAUUUAACAAGAAAAAAGAGGAAUGGCAACGAUCAAAAGAACCACAAGCGGCUGAGGCUUUGCGAGCUUGGUGUGACUCAUCGCGGUUGCCGUUAUCGCACCUUGACUUAACUGGGGCAGAUUUGACGGACUCUCUACUAGCUGACCUACUAGAAGCUCACCAAAAUGGAAUAACGCAAUUGGAUCUUACUAAUAUCAAGGGUAUUUCUGAUGAGACAAAUGCGCUUUUGGAUCAACGAAAUGUAGCUUUUCCUAAUUUGCGAUCCCUUAAAAUGACAUCUAUGGAACUGCUCAGUCGGCCACCUCCACGCAGGAAAAUUGGCGUCGCAAGUAUGGAUACUCGUAACAUACCAGUGUUAGGUGAAGAAGACCUAGAAGGUGCAGGAGGUUUAGAUCAAAUGCGAGAAAACAGAGGAGGACCAUCGCAUUCCACCCAUUCAAACCAACAACAGCAGCCGAUUUUCGAGGGUUGUUCAACAUCUUUCAACGGAAAUAAUCCUAUAUCGACCGAGCCAGCAGAAGAGAAAGUUUGGGAGGAGGAAGAACGGGAGCCUCCAGUGUUCACUUCACGAUGCCCUGGUGUCACAACGCUGGCACUUCCUAAGGUAAAACGAUUCCCAGAGGAUGAAGAGAAUUCUCCGAAUGAUUUGCUCCGUCGCGUUUUCGAACCUCUGAAAGACCUAACAACCCUUGAUCUCUCCUACUGGAACCGAAUGGAAGAUCUCAGAUGUAUUCAUCCUCUUCAUCUGACAACGCUGAUUUUGUUUGAUGUUCCCGACUUGUAUCGUACCAUUGACAGCAUCAUAACUAUGACGGAACUCAGAUUUCUCGACUUGUCACAAUCCACACGAGACACAGGUCUUUAUCCAAGACCAGUUACGGCGUUGCACAAGAUAGUUACCAAUCUAAAGGAGCUAACUUGUUUGGAUAUCUCGUCGACAAAUCUUGCGGCCCAACCAAGCCCAAAAGACUGGCCAGUGAAACCCGACAUGCAUCAGGGUAAUGUCCGAUCGGAUAUUGUUGGACUGCGAUUUCUCAGCAAACCACUGGACUUUAUUGGACUAUUCAACUGUGAAAAUGCCAGUCAUUUUGGUGAAAUACCUGCAAAACACAUUUCUGGUGACGCCAAUGAAGAUCAGGUGAUUAUGGCUCUCCAAAUGUACAAGGACCGUGCUGGUCUUCUUCAGUCGGUAUUAAAUGAGAGCUACCAACUUUAUCGUUUUGGAAAUAGCAAUCCAUUGGUUCGUCAUACAGAAGCGCUUCACUUAGUUUUGAAUGCUAUGCAAAACCAUCUUGAGGACAGCACCCUCCAAAUAGCAGGCUCGGCUAGUCUUUUCUACAUUAUACGUAAAGUGGCCAUGAAUCGUGACACCAAGAAAAGAGUAGUUAGUGCUCUUUUGAGUGGAAUGGAAACACAUAUGGAAGAACAAGUUAUGGUUAGGAAUUGUUGCCUCUCUUUAUGCCAGUUCGAGAUUCCACAAGAGAUCCUGUUCGACUACAGUCGUCUGGCUAUUUUGUUGGUAACCGUCCUGCAACAUCACAACGCAGACAAUUUGACACAGCGUAUUGUCGUCUUCCUUCUAAAUUCAAUGGCGUGCCAUGUGGAAGGUGAUCAGAAGGUCCAAGUUGGCAGUUUUGGAGCUAUCGAGAUGAUUCUUGAUCAAAUUCGUCGAAAGUUGACGACAAAUGUGUGCGAUGACGUCAUGGAAGUUGGAUGGAGCUUUUUGUGGAACAUUACUGACGAAACUCCAGUAAAUUGCGAACGUUUCUUGCGAGCUGACGGUCUUCAUUUGUUCCACAUGUGUUUUGAUGCUUUCCGAAAUGAGCGAGAGUUGGUUCGCAAUAUGAUGGGUCUAAUAGGGAAUAUUGCCGAAGUUGAUGGUCUGCGCUCUCAGUUGAUGAAUGACGAUUAUGUGAAAAUCUUCUCUGCUCUGUUAGAUCUCGUGGAGGAUUCCAUUGAGAUCAGCUACAACAGUGCCGGUGUCUUAGCUCAUAUGGUGAGUGAUGGUGAGGAGGCGUGGAGUUGUUUGACAGUUCGUCGGGAGCAGGUCAUGGCCAGCGUUGUCAAGGCUACACAGUCAUGGAGGCUUGAUACAAGGCGCUUCAUCAAUUACCGUUCGUUCCGCCCGAUCCUUCGCCUACUGCCAUUGUGGCAUGCGUAUGCAAGUCAACAUUGGGCGGUUUGGGCAUUAGCCAAUUUGACUACCACUGACGGAGCCAAGUACUGUGCUUAUGUGACUGACGAAGGAGGCAUUCCUCUUUUGGAACAACUUGUGACUGAUGAACGAACAACCGCACCUGUGCGUCAUUUGGCGAAGAUGGUACUAGAUAAUAUUGAGAGUUGGCGAACUCAUUCGGAACGAGAGCGAUCAAGUGACGAUUUGAUGAUGGAGAGCACGGAGAUGAUGGAUACCUCAUAG